Closterium sp. Naga37s-1 is the source of this 2382-nucleotide messenger RNA. The record is from the annotation of a GenBank genome assembly. NCBI's taxonomy places the organism in Eukaryota, Viridiplantae, Streptophyta, Zygnematophyceae, Desmidiales, Closteriaceae.
AUGGAGGUCACGAUGCCCCUGUGCGGGCACAAGCAGACAGUCAAGUUUGGCGAGGCGACCGCCACAACAAGCAAUUCCAACCCAAGCUCUGCUCCACUGGCUGCGAGGUUCAUGUCCGCCCUUCUCCCUUUCCCCUCUCAAACCUCCCAAUGUGGCAGAGUAAUGGCGGAGGUCACUAUGCCCCUGUGCGGGCACAAGCAGACAGUCAAGUGUGGCGAGGCCGCCACCAGAGUAACCAAACCUGAGCUCUGCACGGCUCGCUGCGGCGUUGUGCUCUCAGACUCCUGCGGGAACACCUGCAUCUCUCCCUGCGGCCAGUGCAUUGUUGCUCCAGCUGUCACCACCGACCAGGGGCAGGGCUCACAACAGCAGCAGCCGCAGCAGCGGCAGCAGCAGCAGCUAGAGAGAAACCACAAGAAGUGCACGCAGCCAUGCAAGCGCCCGCACCCCUGCGCCCACCUCUGCCCGGACCCCUGCCACAGCGGCACGCCCUGCAAGCCCUGCACCAGAAAGUGCCUCGUGGCAUGCCAGCACAGCUCCUGCCCCCAACCCUGCCACCGAACCUGCGCGCCCUGCGCCGAGCCUUGCGGGUGGCACUGCAAGCACCAGGGCCGGUGCUCGCUCCCCUGCGGCGCCCCCUGCGACCGCCUCCCGUGCGAGCAGCGGUGCGAGAAAAGGCUCGAAUGCGGCCACCAGUGCCCGUCACUCUGCUCAGAAAAGUGCCCUCCGAAGGCCUACUGCGCAGUUGCUGGAUGCGGGGCAAAGGAGAAGAGAGAGAUGAGAGUGGAUCUGGUCACUCUGGAGACGCUAGGGGAGAUUGAUCCGGACGAGAGUCCCGUGCUGGUGCUGCCGUGUGGUCAUGCUUACACUGUGGAGACUCUGGAUGGUCACCUGGGGCUCAACCAGGUUUACCAAGAGGCAGAAGCCGGGUCUGCUGGUGGUGGCAGCAGUGCUGCUGGAGGGGCUGCUGGAGGUGGGCUGGAAGCAGCUGCAACUGCACCCAAGUGGGUGGCAGUGCGGCCGUUUGACGAUGGCGGUCUGUCGGCCCUCAAGGGCUGCCCGGAGUGCCGCCAGCCAAUCACAGGGCUGCGCCGGUAUGGCAGGAUGGUGAACAAGGCGCUGCUGGACGAAUCAGAGCGCAAGUUCGCCCUCAGCUGCCUGGCCGACCAGCAGCAGCUCCAGCAGAAGCUGUCCAAACUAAGCCAGGCCAUAUCUGCCUGCCCUGAGGCUGCCCAAUCCUGGCAUGUGCAACAGUUAGCUCGGGCUGCGACGUUUCUAAUAAUGCAGGCAAGCAACGUGCGAGACACUGCUAUGGAACCGCCUACCCAGCAGACGUACCAGGCUUCUGUGGCUGCGCUGCAGAGAAAGCACCUCCAGUUGGGGGGCUCGUCGUCCAGAGCUGAUGCUGAUUCGCCUGCGUGGGAGGAGGAGUGCCAUUUGCUGUAUGUGCCUCCGCCGGACCCCCGGCCCCUCUGCGAAGCUCUCAUGCUGCUGGGGAAAGCCUUUCAGCUGCUCAUGGCUUCCAAUUUCCUCGCGCUGCGCUGCCUGCUGAAAGAACUCCAGAAUCUGGUUCCUCAAAAUGCGCGUCCGAAUGCUCGUCCGAAGGCUGGUCAAAGUGCUGGUCAGACUGAUAAGAACAGCACUGAUAGAGCAGCGUUCUUGGCCGGGUGGGUGGAGAAUUGCAGGGCUGUUGUGCUGAUGGGGCUGCGGAACGCAGAGAAGCAUGUGGGGGAGGCGGUGGAGUGGGCUGGGAAGCGCAGGGCGCACCGGCUGGAGGCGAAGGGGAGGCUGGAGCUGGCUGAUUUGUUCCGUGCGUUCGUGGAGGGAAUGAUGGCGGAACGCCUGCUCGCAACCUCCCCUGCUGGCCUGGAUGAGUCAAGGAAGCAGCAGCUGGAGUAUCUCGAGAGGGCCAAGAUGCAGUGCCUCAUGGUGGCCUCGCACCACCUAGCCUCGGACGCGUUAAUGGACGCUCUGCUAUCUCUAGGAGCCACUACAUGCUCCAUAGAGGAUGCCAAUACGGGCACAGAAGCCGAGCAGGAGGUAUGGGGGGUAGGGGGGUGGGAAAGAGGUAGGGGGUCCACCUUCGCACUCCUCACUCUCCCUCUUACCACCUUCGCACUCCUCACUCUCCCUCUUACCACCUUCGCACUCCUCACUCUCCCUCUUACCACCUUUGCACUCCUCACUCUCCCUCUUACCACCUUCGCACUCCUCACUCUCCCUCUUACCACCUUCGCACUCCUCACUCUCCCUCUUACCACCUUCGCACUCCUCACUCUCCCUCUUACCAACUUUGCACUCCUCCUCACUCAUCGCUCAUCUCUACCACCUUUGCACUACUCGCAUGCACAUGCAUACAUGCAUGCUCUCACACUCCCAUAA